Molecule: messenger RNA, 1707 nt
Organism: Dreissena polymorpha
Lineage: Eukaryota; Metazoa; Mollusca; Bivalvia; Myida; Dreissenidae
Exons: 6
Coding region: 1-1041 (346 amino acids)
Source: RefSeq, a predicted model, not a curated record
AUGCCAUCACAUGUGAUUUAUGUGACAGAUGGCAACAUCGGACAUGUGAUACAGGUAUAUCAGCCAAGGAGUAUCACCAGGUCCGUAAAGCACAGCUCGAACUGCAUUUUAUAUGCAGACCGUGCCAUCGUCAGACCAUCGAUCCAGAGGCUUUGGAAGAAACCGGUUAUACGGAGCCGAUGCCUGAGCCCACGGCAAAACCCGUCCAGGAAGAGCCGAUGCCUGAGCCCACGACAGAACCAGUCCUGGAAGAGCCGAUGUCUGAGCCCACGGCAGAACCCGUCCAGGAAGAGCCGAUGCCUGAGCCCACGACAGAACCAGUCCUGGAAGAGCCGAUGUCUGAGCCCACGGAAGAACCUGUCCAGGAAGAGCCGAUGCCUGAGCCCACGGCAGAACCCGUCCAGGAAGAGUCGAUGCCUGAGCCCACGGCAGAACCCGUCCAGGAAGAGCCGAUGCAGGUCGACGCUCACUUUGACAAAAGUUUUGACGUUAAUCACAGAGUGGCGGAUGACCCGGAAGAACCACAAGACACGUCCCUCAAUGCAGAACCAGAUCUCUAAACCAUAUUAUGGAAGAACAUUGACGUACAAAGUGCUGGAAAAGGGCAGUAAACGAGGCGGUAAACUACUGGUGACCAGCAAUGGCUAUUCUUAUGGAGUAAAGAAAGCCAACAAGAAGUCUACGUUGUGGACGUGUAGUGUACGGUCAACAAAGAUGCGAUGCCAUGCAACUAUCAGUCAACACGGUGACCAUUUCAAACCAGGUCUACAAGAUCACGCGCACCCCGCUGACUUAAGACUGGCAGUCAAAGCAGAGUUAUCGGCAGUGAGCAAGCAUCUGAUGGAGAUUGAUCCUCACCGGCGAGCCAUGGAAGUAGUGACGCAUGUGAAUACCAAUCAUAUUCCGGAAGAACAGCGGUUCCUGGCCCAAAAACAGAAACUGUUAAAGCGGGCUCUGAACCGUCACCGAGCCAAGAAUAGGCCAGAGGAACCAACCAAUUUAGACUUUGAGCUUGACACAGAAUACCUGACAGUGUGCUGACGUUUUGCUUGCCGACAUCCGAGUGGGCGACCAAAGACACAUAAUCUUCGCCACGGAAUACCAGCGUAACCUACUUUGCCAUGCUAGGCGCUGGUUCAUGGACGGUACCUUCAAGGCGAGUGUACACUGAAUAAUGCAUCUAAAAUUAUUAUAAUUUGUUUCUUUAUUUCAGGUUGGCACCACAAGCUGAAUACUACCGUUAGAUAUGGUGGCUGCUCCAUCUACGUUCUUGUACAAACCUUGAUGACUGAGGCAGAGAUCGUCGCUAUCACAGUAGCUGCCGACGACCUUGAUCGUGAUGUCGCAACCAAAUACACCAAGUUGGAGGAAAAGACACAAUUCCUGUGGGACAAAUACAUGGGGAAUGAAGUAUUCACAACACAUUUAUUAAAGUCAGUGUCCAGAUUGUACGGGCCGUCCGACAACAUGACGGCAGACUUAGUUGUCGGAUUUUCUGGGGAGUGAAGUGGAUAGUGUUAUCAAACAGACGAUGAAGUCUGUUACGGACAUUAAAUUAAGCAAAACUAAAAAAAACUGUUGUAAAAUACAAAGUUUAUAUCAACUGAUUGUGUGUGUAUUCUACCACAUUGUAUUCAGUGUAAUUUUGAUGUGAUUUGCUAAGUUGUUUUAUGUUAGGUAAAAUAAGAUGUAUGUUAUAUGUGUGCU